CGGAAAUACAAAGCUUUUAUCUCUUUUGUCUCUUCACCUGACUUGAGAGAGAUAGAUAUAUCUGAAUUUUAUUUUACUUUAUUAUUUUUUCAAAAAAAAAAAAAAAAAACGAAGAAGCGAAGCAGCAAAGAGAAAAGUUGUAACAGUAGCAGCAGCAGCAGCAGCAGCACUGAUAGUGGGAGAAAAAGUGGAAGAAGAAGAAAGAAGAAGAGCCAAUUAGGGCACCGUCUGCAAGUUUCACCCUCAAAAGAUUCUUUUAGCAUUUUUCGCUUUUGUUCGGAGUUCGGUGUAAUAUUUCGCUCUAAUUCGUGCGAGUUCAUGGACGCUUCUUGGGUUUUUCAUGACCAAAAAGUUCUGUCGUUGAGCCUGUAAGUAGUGAGUUUGUUGCGGGUUCCGGAAUCUUGAUACUAAAUUUCAGAUUUCUUCCCCAGCGGCAUGAGUUGCAACAUUUGAAAAGUGUUAUGGUUUGGUAGUAGAGUUUCGGGAGUUCCUACCCAAAUGGCAGCUGAGUCGAACACCGGGUUUCACCUCCAGCAAACUUUUGGUUCUGUAAUGAAUCGGCACGCUAUAUCGUUUCAGUCCGGAGCAUUCAACAGCUCGACCGAGUUGAUGCCGCUGGGUAAUUACUAUGGGAUGAACAGCACCGCAGACCUGCUGUUUUUUGGGAAUUCUUCCAACAUCAUUAACAACAGUCCCGUGAUAUGUCAGCCUGGGAACCCAUCUGCUUCUUCUCUUGUUCAUGAUUCUGUUCCCGGGCUCAAGCACGACACUGAGUUGGCCGUGGAGUGGUCGGUCGAGGAACAGUACAAAUUGAAGGAAGGCCUUGACAAAUUUGUUGAUGAACCAAGUAUUAUGAAGUAUAUCAAGAUUGCGGCAACAUUGCAUAAUAAAACUGUUCGUGAUGUUGCUUUGAGGUGUAGGUGGCUGACGAGAAAGCGAAGAAAAUCUGAGGAACAUAACGUGGGAAAGAAGGUGAACAAUCGUAAGGAUAAGCUGGUGGAGUCGUCCUCGAAAACCAAUAUACAUUCAGCUCCGCCACUGAACGUAGCUGCAAAUUCUCUCAUGAUGCGCAAUAUGGAUCAGAAUGAGAUCAUGGCUUAUGGAGUCUCUGGAAUAGGUGGCCGAACAAAGCAUCUCUUGGAACAGAAUGCUCAAGCGUUUAACAAAAUCACAGCUAAUCUUUCUAUAUCCAAGGUGGAGGAAAACAUCAAUCUCUUCUGCUGUACGAGAAACAACAUUGCUGCCAUCCUAAACGACAUGAAACAAAUGCCUGGCAUAAUGAGCCGCAUGCCACCGCUGCCUGAACCCAUAAAUGAGGAUCUUGCAAAUAGUAUUUUGCAUUAUACAACUUAGGUAAGCCUGCACUUGAGUUACCUCAAUAUACUUUAUUGUUGUGUUCUCUUAUAGAGAGAGAGAGUUCCAUUUAUUUGGGUGGGAGCAUUGUCUUUUCUCUUUGCUGAAUGCUUCUCUUAGGAAGUCUUAUCCGAUAUUUGACCUCAAUCUGUUUGUAUUGUGAGGAGAUUAUCUUUAUCAUCAAGCUUUUAAAAACAACUGACUGUUCGACUUUUACCAAUUCAAUGACCUCAAAUGGAAUGCCUUAAAGUGUCUGAGCUCAGCAGUAUACAAGUUCUUUUUCUUUACCGGGAAGCCAAGUUGUAUACAUGCACUUAGGAGCCUUGCUUAUUCGAGAACACUACGAACUGCCUCGUCAAUUUUUCGGCUUCGACCUCCCCCGAUGUAUCGUGUUUCCUCUGCAGGCAGAUGUAUAAAUAAAAUUAUUUUGUGGAAACAAAUACCGAUAUAUGUAUAGAUUGAGAUGCCACUUUUCAUUAUUUUCAACUGUUAAUUUUCAUUUGUCAUUCACGUUGUGGACUUAAAAGAGUUUUUAA
Messenger RNA from Juglans regia (Persian walnut), 1889 nucleotides. RefSeq lists its product as uncharacterized. Bases 499 to 1353 code for a protein of 284 amino acids. NCBI's taxonomy places the organism in Eukaryota, Viridiplantae, Streptophyta, Magnoliopsida, Fagales, Juglandaceae. The transcript is spliced from 8 exons. The record is from RefSeq and is a predicted model, not a curated record.